Molecule: messenger RNA, 306 nt
Organism: Linum tenue
Lineage: Eukaryota; Viridiplantae; Streptophyta; Magnoliopsida; Malpighiales; Linaceae
Source: the annotation of a GenBank genome assembly
AUGAUGGCGGAGACGAGUAAGAAUGCCAAAAUUGCGAGGAGGGCUGAUGACGAUCCGGCUGGAAUCUCCGACAGACUCAGCUCCCUACCGGAUGAAAUCCUCUCCAACAUACUCUCGCUCCUGCCAACCAAGUACGCGGCCGGAACCUCGGUGCUAAGCCGACGUUGGAAGGAUCUCUACACCGAGAUCACCAACAUCGACCUGGACAACACCCUGGUUCACAAGCCUCUCAGCAAGCAACUCGCCUGCGAGAACAUGCCGCCCGACGCAGCCCAGAAAAAGGAAUGGAUCUCCAAUGUGGGAUAG